AUGGUCGACGAUACAAACACAAGAAGCCCCAUAGAGCAAGCCGAACAUAGGAUUAAUCAUGAUGGACAAGCCGCCAUGCCAGUCACGCUGGAAUCAGUUAUCACCGCGAAUAGCCAGGAUGUGUCUUUUGGGGCUGAAGACAAUAGGAGUCUAGAAACCGGGCAUCCGUCAGAAUCAUAUAACAUGGAACCGUUGCCAAGCACAACGCCUCGAGACUACGAGACUCACCCUUCAGAGGCGUCCGCUGGCCAAGUUUAUCAAAGCCAGAGAGCUACUCUCCCGGGAACUUCUGACUGGCCGCUGGCCAACGGAAGCCGGGUGAACGAGACGAACGAGGAUGAGGCAAGAAGCCAGGCCGGUGGAACUGCACCACACAAUGCCACGCCUGGCUCUCCAAUUAUCACGACAGAUUAUUCGAGAACGGAACCGAUGCAGUAUGAGCACCAUGUCGGCAGCCAGGCCCAAUUCGUCGCGGAACACGAUCCGGAGCACCAUGGGGCAUGUCGCCAGAGGUGUAUUCGGACAUGGGAGGUAGUCAAGCGGCCCGGCCCGAGGGAGAUGCGGGAGGCGUGGGAGGUCGAGACUAUCUGGGCCACCUGGUUGCUGUACGUGUCCUUCCGUUCUUUUCUUUGUCUUUUUAUCUAUAACAGAAGUCAUUGCUGA
This is a messenger RNA of Diaporthe batatas, 663 nucleotides long. RefSeq lists its product as uncharacterized. The transcript has a single exon. The coding region runs from base 1 to 663 and encodes 220 amino acids. NCBI's taxonomy places the organism in Eukaryota, Fungi, Ascomycota, Sordariomycetes, Diaporthales, Diaporthaceae. The record is from RefSeq and is a predicted model, not a curated record.